Messenger RNA from Onychostoma macrolepis, 941 nucleotides. RefSeq names its product sialoadhesin-like. The record is from RefSeq and is a predicted model, not a curated record. The transcript has 5 exons. Lineage: Eukaryota; Metazoa; Chordata; Actinopteri; Cypriniformes; Cyprinidae. Bases 60 to 641 code for a protein of 193 amino acids.
CUUCUGAUGAACUCAGGCACUUUUUGAGGACACAAUAAGCACUGAACUUUGAUGCAGAGAUGGUUUUCUGGAGCUGUUUAUUGUCACUCUUUCUUUGGCUCAUAGUGUCACCUGCUAAUGCUGGGGAAUGGAGUGCUAAAAUGCCAGAAUCAGUGGUGGGUUUGUCUGGAUCAUGUGUGCUGAUUCCCUGUACAUUCAGCUAUCCAGCAAAUGGAAAAACAUACACAGAAUUUGCAGGGAUUUGGUACAAAGAAAAUUCAAUAGUAUAUCAUACAGACACUUCAAAAAUCAUCGACUCAUUCAAAGGUCGCACUAGCCUCAUUGGUGAUUUGCACAAUAAUGACUGUUCUUUGAAAAUCAGCUCUCUGAGCAGCAGUGACGCUGGGUCAUUCAUGUUCCGGAUUGAGAUUAAACAUCUGGACAAGUUCAGCUAUGAGAAGAAUAAAGUUUCUAUAACAGUGAAAGAAACACCAGAGAAUCCUACCGUCUCUGUGGAAGAGGAAGUGACAUCAGGGAAACCGGUGACUGCCACCUGUGCCGUGUCUCAUUCCUGUCCAUCAGACUUGCCUCGUGUCACCUGGAGCCACGCUGGCACACACUCGAGUCCAUCACAGCCAAAAAUCAUGGUCAAUGGAAGCUGACAUCUUACAGCCUGACCUUCACUCCUUCUAGAGAAGACAAUAAUAAACAUCUCAGCUGCUCUGCAGAGUUUAAAGGGAAGACAGUGACAGGCUACAAAACACUCACAGUUAAAUAUCCUCCAUAUAAUGUAAACGUGAUCGCUAAAGCCUCAGUGAAGGAGAAUGACUCUGUGGAACUGUCCUGCUCCAGUAAAAGCAAUCCUCCUGCAAACAGCUACCAGUGGUUCAGCUCAGAUGGGACGAUGUUAGGAAAAAAAUAUACUUACAAACUGGAGAGAGUGUCUCAACAUACUGAGGCCA